AUGAUAAAACAAGUCCACCAAGAUCAACUAUCUCGUUCAGCUGAAGUUGCUAUUGAAUGUUGUGUUGAUAUAUGUAAAGCUUCAACUUAUGUAUCUAGGAAAGAUUCGUUGGCUUUACGUUUGAUUGUACCAGAAAUCGAGAAUGAUUUACGGGAAAGACUUUUUGAUCCUGUUAGAAGUUUGACAUAUGAUAAUCAAUUUAAUCAAAGCCUUAUGACUGAUUGUUUGACUGCAUUAUUCAAAUUAAACAAUACUACUUUAAGAUCAUUUAUUCCAGUCUGUUUAAAUGAAAAUGCACCAAGUGUUUUCAAAUUAGUAUUGGUUAAAAGCUGUUAUGUUAUUGCUUCAGAUGAAAAUAAAUUUCCUUGGAACCCGCAGCUUUCAACAAUGUAUCCUGUUCUUGCUACACCACUUCGAAGUUUAUUUCAUCAAUAUAUUACCAGUCGUGAUAAGCUAGAUGUUAAGAAAAAGAAGCAAACAAAAGAAAGACCAGAUGAAACCAACGAAAGAAUGGAAAUUAUUUUAACGAUCUUGAAAUUGUAUAAAUCUGAUCCUUUGCUAGUACUUAUACAUAGUGAUGCAAACGAGAACCCUGAGGAGAUUCAAAUGGUCAUUUACGGGAUGACUCUAUGUGUAAACGAUUACAAUCCUGUAAUUCGCACCACUGCAGCCGAAACAUUAUUAAAGUUACAUGAUUUAAAAUACAUUGAACAAUGGAGUCCAAAUGGUAAAAAGAUGCGUAAUUUUUGGGCUAUCAGUUCACAAGUUAUGUUAGCUAUUGCUAGACAAAUAUUAGAAUAUAAAGAACCUGAAGAGAGUACAAAAUAUUUGCUUGAUCUUUUACUUCAAUUAUUUAAACGACGUAACGAAUUCUUAAAAGCUCAUAAGGAUGAAUCUCACAUUGGCAUUAAUAUACCUGAAAGGCUUGGUUGUAAUAUUGUACUUGAAGUUGCAUUAUUAGUUUUGUUAUGCUCAUCAGACACAGAAAUUUGUUCAAUGUCAAUGAGUUGUUUUGGUCAUUUAUGUCAAGAGGCUCAGUUGUUAACUACUGAACUUAUAGGUGAUGAAGUAGAUGUUCAAGCUGUUCCACAUUCAGAAUUACCAAUUAUUGUAUUUCAUUAG
Molecule: messenger RNA, 1122 nt
Organism: Entrophospora sp. SA101
Lineage: Eukaryota; Fungi; Glomeromycota; Glomeromycetes; Entrophosporales; Entrophosporaceae
Source: the annotation of a GenBank genome assembly